Lonchura striata (white-rumped munia) is the source of this 836-nucleotide messenger RNA. The record is from RefSeq and is a predicted model, not a curated record. Lineage: Eukaryota; Metazoa; Chordata; Aves; Passeriformes; Estrildidae.
GUGAGGCCCCCCCCGCCGAGGUCGCCGUCGCCGUGCCGGGACCCGCCGGGGCCUUCGCCGAGGCCGGGCUGCAGUACCAGUUCAGGAGCGAGAGCAACGGCGGCCAGGUGACCUACCGGGUGGUGCAGGUGACCGAGGCGCCGCUCGAUGCCCCCGAGGCCGUCGGCGUCGUCUCCUCCUUCGCCGGGACCCCCCAGGUGCUGCAGAACCCCUUCAGCAACGGCGGCAGCCCCGGCGAGGGCGGGGCCGAGCCCCGGCUCACCUGGGCGGGGGAGGGGGCGGUGGCCGUGCAGGCCGACCCCGCCCUGGCACAGGCCGGAGGGCAGUUCUACGUGAUGAUGGCGCCGCAGGAGGUGCUGCAGGCGGGGGGAGGGGCCCCGCGCGGCCUCGCCCCCCACGGCCACGCCUACUCGCCGAAGCUGGAGGGGCCGCGGGUGCCGCGGGACGAGCGACGGCGAGCGCAGCACAACGAGGGUGAGGGGCACACCUGGAGCAAGGGCGGGAUCCUGUCCAAGGCGUGCGACUACGUGCGGGAGCUGCGCCAGAGCAACCAGCGCCUGCAGGAGACCUUCAAAGAGGCCGAGCCCCCCCCGGUGGACAACGACCUCCUGCGACAGCAGCCCCAGGUGACCCCGGUGUCGCCGCUGGAGCCGAAAGCGCCGGGCCCGGUGGGGGAUGGGCAGGUGACCCCUGCCGGCGGCCCGGCCGAGGCCGUGCCCCCUCACCUGGCGCUCACCUGGGCGCGGCGCCGCCGGCACAGCCCCCACUUCCCGCUCUGCUCCUUCUGCUGCGGCUGCUGCCGCAACCGCGGCUGCGGCCUCUGCUGCCGCACCUGA